AUGGAUGGACCAGGGCCUUCAACACAGGCGAACGCUGCUGCUCGCGCACUCAGAGCCGCGCGACGAGCUUCAGGGGAAGCAGUGACGAGCGCUCAAGGGAGCCAGAGUGCGGCCCCGUUCCCUAACAGAGGACCAGGAGCGGACGACAACGCAGCUGAAGACGCGAGCAGCGAGGAUGAAGACGACGACGAAGAUGGUGGCGAAGAGAAGACGCCUGUGUACCACCACGAGAUGUGGAAGAAGUUGUUGAGGAAGGGGAGUAUGAGGGGAGGCCUCAGAUACGUCAACGGGCAGCCGGAAACUGGCAACCAUCCCAUGGAUAUCACCGCCGUGGAGAGCACCCAGAUAGCAUGGGACAUGGGCGACCGGCGGUUUUGGCCUAACAACAUCACUCUCUGGGAGCGCCCAAACCCUUGGGUUAACCCAACAUAUGAAAUCGGAGUGAUGAAGUACAAAGGGCGUGUCGUCCUCGAUUACGCAGGAAACCCGAUCCGAAACUUCCGGAUCCCUCUGACUAUAUCUUCCAAGGUCGAGGGAUUGAGAAUAGAGUCGUGGAUGAGGUCCGACGACCGCCUCACCUUGUCUGAUAUCGAGGCACGCGAGUGGACAAAAGACGCGCCUGGUGGGAGGAAGGUCCCAACGUUUGACAGGCGAGCUCUGUCGAAGCGGGCGAGCAAUGCCCGAACUAGAGCCGGACUUAUCAGCUGGGUCGCGAAGAAGGGCAGAGACAGGCAAACUACUUUCAUGGACGCACUCCGCACACCUGAGCAGAGAGCUAGAAAUCUAGCCACGGAUCAAGACCUAACCUCUGAACAAAAGGCGAACUACGCCUUGCUCGGGCUGAACGAGGACAAGAUAAGCGAAGCUCCUUCUCGCAAAGAACGUAUCGACAAGAUUAAGAGGACGGCUGGAACGGGCGGGACCGUUGCAAGACCGAGCUUGGGGACUGCAAAUGCAGGGCCUUCGGAUCCGGUUGCAACAGCUAGCGGAGACGAUGACAGCUCGACUGACGAAAAAGAUGGUGACGAAGCCGUUCAAGAGACUCACAUCCGUGACCCAGCCUCUGGAGAUGAUACCGACGACGAAGGCAGCGAAUCCAGCAGCCUCAUAGACCCCUUUGACUCUCGCCACGAUCAGCCACUAGAUCCUCGAGAGGAAGCCCUACUGCAACGUGCUCUUGCGAACACAGUGCAGGAAUUCUUAUUUUUAACUGGACAAGAGCCCGUGCAGACGAAUCUGGGAGAUAAUUAUUUCUCUCAGUGGAGCAUGCUGCAAGAGCAGCUCAGAAUCCUGUGGGCGGCUAGAGGCAACACGGUUGAGGCACCGAGGCUGAGGUCAAGGGGCAGAUGGACUGGCGGUAUCUCUCGGUACUAUGUUGCUGAGGUGAUAGAGCUACUACGGUCUGCGUCUUCCGACACUGAUAAAACACAUAAGCCAAAGCCAGCAAACGAUGAGACCGGGCCGACAACCACGAAGCCAAAGCCAGCACCACCUAAGGCCCAACCAUCGGACAAGCAGCUUGGGAAGCGAAAGCUCGACGAGCCCCCUCAGAAUCCCAAGGCUGAUCCGAAGGCUAAAAAACCUCGCACAAGAUAA
This is a messenger RNA of Letharia columbiana, 1596 nucleotides long. RefSeq lists its product as uncharacterized. The transcript has 4 exons. NCBI's taxonomy places the organism in Eukaryota, Fungi, Ascomycota, Lecanoromycetes, Lecanorales, Parmeliaceae. The record is from RefSeq and is a predicted model, not a curated record. Bases 1 to 1596 code for a protein of 531 amino acids.